Hyaloperonospora brassicae is the source of this 1065-nucleotide messenger RNA. The record is from the annotation of a GenBank genome assembly. NCBI's taxonomy places the organism in Eukaryota, Oomycota, Peronosporomycetes, Peronosporales, Peronosporaceae.
AUGGAUUCCGUUCUUGUCACGGCUGCAGACUUCAACGAGGACAAGUACAAACUGUUGCAGCUGAACCCCGAGAUCGAGCGAGCUGUCACAACUGGUUCCAAGGUGGUGAUCGUAGGGGCACCAGAUGCUCGAGCGGUUUUGUGCACGGCGGAUCAAUCGUACUAUAUCACAAAGGAGGACACUUCGAAUUUACGUCUUCUCACGACCCACACAGACUGGAGUGGACCAGAGCAGACAACGGACAAGAGGACGAUUCAAGUAGCGGGAGCUGCUCGAUUCCAUUACCUGCUUGAGCACAAGGCUCCUGAUGCGACACUGCUGCGGGCUCUGUUGCUGGAAGCACCGUAUGACAAGCCUCGGCGUGAUGCUGCUGCGUCUGAAGCGAAGCGCACAAAGUUGCACACGCUGUACACGACGAGAGACUUGGUGGAUGCGUUGCAAGUGAGCGAGCAGGAGGUGCUGACGAUGCUGGACGAGAUACACGCUUUUGAAGAAGCAGGGGUACCUGUGGCAUGGUUCCUGACUCAGCUGGACGAGCCGUUGGUGGUCAUCCGUCAAUGUUGUAAGCUGUACGGUCGGCUGACGUCGAUGAAUGGAGAGGAUCGUUGCACGUUGGACCCAGUAAAGGUUGCUGUAUUCCGAGCCAAGUCGCUGUUCGACGAGCAGAUAGAAGAGGCAAAGUUCCAGGCUGCGCAGGAGCACGUGGCGUUGACUGCCACGGACGUGGGCUGGGAAGUGGACUCGUUUAUGGAAAAGUGGAAGCUUCGUGUGCCUGAUAGCGUGUCCGUGACUCUGGAUAUGCUUAGCGGCCUUGUACUGGUGAAACCUCACUCGACAGGGAAGGCAUCUCGAAUUGUGUACUUUCCUGAAGAGGAGCUGUCGCCUGAACCCAAGAAGCGCUUCGAGCAGCUGUUUGAGAUGCAGGAGAAGUGGACAAUCAAGCAGCUCGAGCCGUUUAUCAAGUCUUUGAUUACGCCUAGCACGACACAAGCAUCGUUGCUGCUCAAGCACACGCGCUCCUCGCGUCAGUGCGGAUCGACCGAGAAGCUAUAUAGCCGACGCUGA